Molecule: messenger RNA, 1134 nt
Organism: Caenorhabditis bovis
Lineage: Eukaryota; Metazoa; Nematoda; Chromadorea; Rhabditida; Rhabditidae
Source: the annotation of a GenBank genome assembly
AUGUCUGGUGGUUCGAAAACACUUGCUCAAACGUAUGGACCUCGUCCACAGAGUUUCGCCGUUGAUGAUUCCGGCGAAAAAUACUAUAUUGGUUCCGAAAUUGGAGCAUACCUUCGAUUGCAUCGCGGAACGCUUUAUAAAAAAUACCCGCUGUUGUGGAGAAAAGUGGCGACCGCUGAGGAUAAGGAGAAAUUAAAGAAAAUCGCUCUAUCGAAUGCAUAUCUUCACACGAAUAUUAUGCUUGUGAAAGCUCACGAAGUCGAUGAGCUUCUUGACGGACAGGAGGAGAAGUACCGAGCGGCGGGAUCAUCGGUGUCAACGCCGCGAGCAGAAGUCUCGAAAUCCAACAAAUCGCAGUCGGGUUGGGCGGGACAGCAAGUCAGCAGUGGAUCUCAUCAUCUCGAGUCGGUUCCAUGUUCCUGCCCAAUUGCUCAUGCUCGUGGUAGAAUAAAACAUAGAGAAUUGGUGUACUCUGCAGAAGAUUUGGAGAUGUCCAAGAGAGUUAUUGAAAAUGCCGAGGAACCUGAGGAUCUCGUCCCGAUUCGAUUGGAUAUGGAACUUGAAGGUGUGAAGCUCAGAGAUACAUUCACUUAUAAUAGAAAUGAAAAAUUGCUGACGCCUGAUGUGAUUGCCGACAUAAUGUGCGAAGACCUCGACCUUCCCGCCAACGUCUUUCAGCCCGCGAUCACAUCGGCGAUUCAUCAGCAACUAGAAGCUGCCGCUGAAGCGCCGCCGCUCGAUCCGAACACCGCUGAUCAGCGGGCAGUCCUCAAACUCAACAUCAAUGUCGGCAAUCAGAGUCUAGUGGAUCAAUUCGAAUGGGACAUGUCGGAUCCCGGCAAUAGUCCUGAAGAAUUUGCGCGUCAUUUGUGCAAAGAGCUUGGCCUCGGCGGAGAGUUCGCGUCGGGAAUCGCGUAUUCGAUUCGCGGCCAACUUCAAUGGAAUCAGCGGACGUAUGCGUUCUCCGAAAGCCCGCUGGCCACCGUCGAAUGCCCGUUUCGAAAUACGACAGAGGUCGAAUCAUGGGGACCAUUUUUGGAGACGCUCACCGAUGCGGAAAUCGAGAAAAAAAUGCGCGAUCAGGACAGAAAUACGCGACGAAUGCGUCGUCUUGUCGGCGGUUUCAAUUAUUGA